UAGCUACAGUACAUCACUUCUGUCAAAAAAUUUGAUCGAACGCAGGCUUUGUACUGAAUUGAUUACCUAUCUAUUUUCGGAUGAAAAUAACAAUUCUUCUAUAAUGAUUCAGUGAUUGUUGUGAAUAAAAUUCGUGGAAGCUGGCAGGGUUUCGUGUAAAAAUGUGGAUCCCGACAAAAUCGCCCAAGCUAGGAGUCGCGGUUUACAACUGGAAAGGCGAUGUCAGAUCAGGGUUACCACUUGAAAUAGGGGAAGCUGUUCAGAUAUUAGAAGAAAAUGGAGGUUGGUACCGCGGCUUCAGCUCGAAGGACAGGUCAGCUUGGGGCAUAUUCCCGGCGUGUGUCGUAUCCCUCCGACCAUGCACCGUCAAGGGAUCCGGGGCAACAGCCAUCGCGGAACUGAAAGACGAUCCGCUAGUCCGGGAGAUAGCUUGUGUACUAAGAGAAUGGGCGCGACUGUGGAAGAAACUUUACGUGGAACGCGAAACCUACAGGUUCAGUGCUGUGGCCAAAGUGAUGCGGGAGCUCCUGAGUGGUCGACGGGCGCUCCUAGCUGGUACCCUCACUCAGGACCAAACGAGGGCUCUCAGACUAAAGCUUGUCGCGAAACUGGACUGGGGGAACAGAAAACUAGGGCUUGAAUUAGUACCUAGACGCGGUGCGGAGGCAGUUGACCCUGAAGACAUGAGCCUUGUGGAGUUGUACAGAGUGCACGUGGAAAGCGCGGAACGGGCAAAGGCGGUACGUGGCUUCGAAGAUUGGCGCGGCACCCUUCGUCGGGCAGGCGGCUCGGGCAGCAGCUUCAACUCAGGCACGCUCACAUCAAACAGCUCCAACAUGACGACUUCAGCGGUCCAGUCCCACCAUCUCAUGUGCAGUAUGAGGGACUUCGGUCACACGGCUGGUGGUGACGAGGCCGAGCUACUGCUAUGGCUGCAUGACGCGAGGAGAGCUCAGCCCUUGUCGGAGCGAUUCCGGAUCAGAAUCGCCAGGGAUGGAUUCUCGAACUAUGUGGAUAGAUUGCAUGCGAAUAGUACUUUGUUUGCGGACCUCUCAACGACCGAUCUCACCCGUGAACUAUGGCUCGUCGCGUGGGUCAUACGAGUCGGUCGCUGGGCUGGCGCUGGUAGCAGUGGAAGUGGUACGGGUGAGAGACGAGGGCCUGUUGCUAGGAGACCGUUGGGAGCUGGUGUGCUCCCUCUGGCAGAGUUCCUACGUCAACCUGGGCAGCAUCCCGGCGAAAAGGAGUAUACCUUCAAAGUCUACCAAUGUGAAGAGAAAGACUUCCAUCAAUUACAUGAUAUGCUUAUAAGGAAACAGACAAACAAAUGUAAUAUUUUACCUGGACAACCUAACUAUGGCAUAGUAGUCGCUCUUCGUCUGCUAUCAAACGCCGGCAGCAUAACAGAGGCAGUGUCGUCCGGCGCUACGAUCACAGCGAAGCGGGGUUUCCCUGACGUCAUCAUGCCGGGUGAUGUUCGCAACGACCUUUACCUGACGUUAGAGAAAGCUGAGUUCGAAAGGGGCGGGAAGAGUACGGCGAAGAAUGUUUUAGCUACUGUCACUGUGCAUGAUAGUACGGGGCAAGUUAUUAGUGAAUGUGUAUGGGGUGCGAGUGGUACUGGAUCCACAUCCUACGAGUCAGUAGUGUUGUACCAUAACAACAGCCCUGCGUGGGGCGAACACCUGCGCCUGACGGUACCGCUGGAGACCUUCACUAAUGCUCAUGUGCGGAUUGAGUUCAGACAUUGUUCCACUAGAGACAAAACCGAACGCAAACUCUUUGGAUUCGCGUUCGCUCGUCUCAUGGAGGCCAGUGGCGCCACCUUGCGGGACGGAGCGCAUGAGCUCUACGUGUAUAAAUGUGAUGAUCCUACCAAGUUGACAUCAGCUUGCUACCUAUCGCUACCAUCUUGUGCGGCUGACAGCGCUCGUAUCGGGUCUAUGAAUGGCGUAGUCCCCUCCUUCCAAAGAAGUUCCAAAGAAAACUGCACUAUUAGCACGCUUUUGUGCUCAACUAAGUUAACUCAAAACGAGGAUCUCCUAGCAUUACUCCAGUGGCGCGCUCGGCCUGAGAAGGUGCAAGAAACAUUACUGCGAGUGUUGAGGCUCGGCGACGGGCUGAGUUGUGAAGAGCUCAUUAAGUUCCUAAGAGAUGUAUUGGAUGCGCUGUUUGCGCUGUUCUCGACUGAAGAUGGAAAUAGCACUCCACAUUCAGGCACAGUAUUCUUGGUAUUAAUAUCGAUAUGCAGCUUGUUAGACGAGAGUCGGUUCCAGCAUUUCAGACCAGUACUCGAUGUGUAUAUAGAAGAACAUUUCUCAGCGGCUCUGGUGUACAAGGGUCUUCUAUCAUCAGUCCAGCACUGUGCCGAAUGGGCGGCGAGUGCGGAAGGACAGGAACCCAUCCGCAAAUGCCUGCGAUCCUUAGGCGCGGUAUUCCGACUGGCGGUGCGAUCCCGACGCCUGUUCGCGAGGGCUACCGGCGGGCAGUAUGAAGAUAGUUUUAGAAGGGAUGUCAGAGCUGCCCUGCAUGCGUUGAAAGCUUUCGCUCAACACCCGUAUAAGGAGCACUUAGCGCCCGCUCAAGUGGCGCUGAUGUCGUCGUGGGCGGAGGUGACGCGCGAGGUGUGCGGCGCGCUGGGCGCGGGCGAGGCGGCGCGCGCGGCCGCGCUCGUGCUGGACCACCACCACCAGCAGCCGCCGCCGCACGCGCUGGCCCGCGCGCGCCUGCAGGCCGUGCAGGACAUCCUGCGCGGCCCGCUCGGGGAGGACCCAGAGGCUAGAAAUAUUAUCCUAACAACCGCCUGCCAUCACCUUCGCGUGCACCUCGCUCGACGUGACGAAUUACCUCAAUGUGCGGAAAUGAUCGGGGAGUUAGUAGCCCUGCUGUGGAAGAAACAGGAUCCCGAUAGACCGAUGGACGAUGAUGAGUUAGAUCCCGAUGUCGAUGUACUGUGUUUGAAUACCUUAGAUGUGUUGGUUGAGACUGUCUUGCAUCUUAUUGGAGGGAACUCGCCGGUGCUCGGUUCAAUGGUAGCUGGUCUGCUAGGUGUGAUGGAACUACUCAAGCCAGUCCAUUACCAACGCCUGUGGAGCCACCUAGCGCCACACCCGCACGAUAGGAAACCGCUGAAGGACUUCUUGAUGAGAGCUUUCCUUGUAUUUAGACAUCUUAUUGAACAGGACGUAUUUCCUGCUGACUGGAUGGUGUUACGAGUGCAAAGCUGUAAAGUGUUGCUAUCCGCACUACAAGAUCUCGCUCAACCGUUACUCGAGAGAUUUAUGGGAGAUGAACCCCCACAAUUUGAUACUCAGCUAUGGUCGGGCUACAUGGAGCUGGGCGUGGCGCUGGUGACCUCCUCGGCGCUGCAGGCGGAGCGCUGGGCGGGGCGCGGCGCCGACCGCGCGCGCAUGCGGGCCGCCGCCGGCAUGCGCGUGCUCGCCGUGUGGAACAUGCUCGGUCCAGCACAGCUACACCUUGUGGGUGGCGCAGUAGGAGCCCUGUUAGAGAUCACACUAGUCGCUGAGCUACGCCGCGCGGCUCUCGGUGCUCUCGUAGCGUUAAUGGCGGCCGAAAGGCAACACACCGGCGAGGCUAGACGUACUGAAGCCGCGCUCGUUGAUAAGCUGGACUCGCUGGUCGCUGAUAAUAAAGCUGAUGAUCAUUAUAGAAGGCUGUUUGAUACCGUGUUGAUGGAGCGAGUGUCAACUGAAGGUUGGCGGGAAGCCGGUGCGGCUUUCGUGGCGUGUGUUACUCGGUUACUAGAGAGACUGUUGGACUAUCGCGCUGUCAUGCAGGGGGCUGAGCACAGGGAUAAGAGAAUGGCUGCCACUGUCAAUUUAUUGAACUUCUACAAGAACGAGAUUGAUCGCAAAGAGAUGUACCUACGCUAUGUGUACAAACUGCAUGAUCUUCACAUUGCGUCCGACAACUUCGUGGAAGCCGGAUGUACUCUAUUGUUAUAUGGAGAAACAUUGAGCUGGGAAAGUGAUCAAAUAGGCGUCGACCCAGAGUAUCCCGAUACACCCGAGUGGAAGCGAAAAGAAGCGUUGUAUAACCAAGUGCUGCAGUACUUUGAUCGUGGGAAGUGUUGGGAGAAAGGCCUGCCCCUCCUCCGCGAGCUGGCCACCCUGUACGAGGUGAAGCUGUGCGACUACCCGCGCCUGGCGCACUGCCUGCGCACGCACGCUACGUUCCUGGACUCCGUCAUGGAGCAGCUGCGGCUCGAGCCCGAGUACUUCAGGGUCGGCUUCUACGGGAAGGGGUGCCCGCUGUUUGUUAGGAACAAGCAGUUUGUAUACCGCGGGCAGGACUACGAGCGUAUCGGCGCCUUCACGCAGCGGCUGCAGGCGGAGUACGUCGCCGCGCACAUACUCAUGCGGAACACGCCGCCUGAUGACUCCAUCAUCGCUAACGACGGACAGUACAUACAAAUCUGCAACGUGAAGCCUGUAGCCUCUCGCCGCGCGUGGCCGGCCGGCACUCCGGAGCAGGUGAAGCGCUACUACGCGUGCAACGACGUCGACACCUUCCUGUGCGACCGGCCGCUGCAGAAACCACCUAUUGAUAAGGAUAAUGAGUUUAAGAGUCUCUGGAUUGAGCGGACGACACUAGUCACGGAGAGCACACUACCCGGUAUAUUGAGAUGGUCUGAAGUCAUAUCGAGGUCCGUUGAAGAAAUACCACCUGUCGAAUACGCAUGCGAAACAAUGGAAGCAACAGAACGAGAGCUCCGCAGUCUAAUCUCUCAAUACACAGCCGACCCCACGCUUAAUAUCAACCCUUUCUCGAUGCGGCUACAAGGGACUAUCGACGCUAAUGUCCAAGGCGGUAUUACGAAGUACGAGCAGGCCUUCUUAUCGGCCGAGUUCGCUCGUAACGCGACGCCCAGGGAGGCCGCUGCCGCCGCCAAGUUGAGGAGGCUGGUGGCCAGUCAGCUCGCUGUUGUGGACGCUGGUCUGGCGCUGCAUGCUAGAUUAGCGCCUGAUGAUGUCAAGCCGCUACAUAGGCGUCUUGUAGAAAGAUUCAAUCAACUGCGACAGAACUUGGGCCCCGGUUUGGCUCGAGCACGCCGUCAGCUAUCUGAAAGUAUUGUAAAUACACCCCUGCCGCCUGUACCCGCGCUAGACAAACGAUCUCAAAGUAUUCAACAAAGCGACAACUAUUAUGAAGAUGGUCAUCUUUACGAUAAACCGCUGUCCAUGGAAGAUGCGCUGGAACAGCAAAGUAUCAUGUCCAGCAGUUUACCAAUAGGUGACAAUCGGGACUGCGUUGACGAUAACUCGAUGAUAAAGUCCGCGCCGCCAUUACCAAUCAGACCUAAGUCUGGAGAUCCUAGGAGUCCAACGAGACCUCCACUAGACAAAUACAGGGAUUCGAUCGACGGUGAGUACGUCGAGCAGUGUCGCCACAGCCGCGCGUCUUGGAGCGAGCCAGGGGACGCACCGCCAUUGCCUCCGAGGGUGUCAGGCGACAAGCGCAGCUGCGCGGAGGCCCCGCCCGCCAUCCCGCGGCGCGGCGCGCGCGGCGGCGGCGACGCUGCGGACGACGCGCGCGACUCCGGCGUCAGCGUCGACACGCACAACUACGGGAACGCGGAUGAACACGCGCAGAUGCAGAAAGAUCUUGACCUAACAGUAGACUCGCUACGUUACGAGGAGAUAAUCUCAAUGAUGUCGGAACCUCUUCGCGUCGACGAGAGCGAGAAGCCCCCUCCCAUCCCACCGAAAGGGCUCGGACAUCUCAGCUCCUUCGACUCAGGCCACCACGAGAACGGGGAGUCACACUGUUAAUACUCAGUAAGCGAAACUUUAUAAUAACAGUAUAGUAAACAAGCUUAUCCGAUGCGAGUUUAUUUCGUAGAUGUACGGUAAUGGGUUGCCCUCUAGUGGGUGUUAUCAGAAACUUUUAUUUUCUGUAACAGAGUGCUGCCAUCUGUUAAUCCCAACUGUCUUUAUGUCAGUUUUGAACUCUAGUUACAAAGCUAAUUGUCAAAAAUGUAGAUCGCGAUGCGAGUUUGGUUUAAUGUUUUUUAUAUUGGUGAACUUGGUAUAAAGUUUUUAGCCAACUUGUAACAACAUCCAAAAUAACAAAGAAACUAAAAGAUACUCGCAAUAGAUAUCCGUUCAUUUUAAAGUUAUUGUCAGUGAGUUUUAACUUAACUCAUAGUAUAACAUACGAUUUUGAUUUUGGGCGUAAAUUAUUACUAAGAAAACAGUAAAUACUUAUGGCAUGAUUUUGUUCAGAAACCUUCUAAAUAAACAAUAAAAUGUGCCUAUGUUAUAUUUGCUGUGAUGUCACGGCAUUGAUUUAUCGCAUUUGUACCUCUGAUUUUAGUGCAAUUUUUAUUAAUUAAAACUAUAACAGAAUGGCGAGGGACAGCUUUGUAACAAAACAAAAGAUUUCAUACUAUUGAGUCAAAUAGUGUCAGGUGUCUGAUUUGUAUUUAACAAAUGAAAUACAGUAAAUAAACUAAAUCAUAAAUUAUGUUUACAACACAAUUGUGUUAAAUUAUAAUUACAAUUUAAUGCGCUGUGUUUUGAUAGAGCAUGUGCAAUUUGAAAAUAUACGCUAGUAGGUCGCUGAAGUAUGACAGGAGUUCACAUUUUUGUGGCUCGAGCGAUGUGAAAGAAGUUUAUCGUAAAUCCAAAAAAUACUAAUUGAGUAAGCCAAAAUAUUUCCGUCGUUAAAUUGAAGCAAAUGAAUUGAAUAUUAUUAAUUAUAAUGUGUGUGGCGUGUAAAUGUGAAAUUCGUAAUUUUUUAAUAACGCCUGCUAAAAUAUUCUUAGCAAAGAUUCGUAUAAAAUUCCAUUGCUUAUCGUAUUCAAGAAGUAUAUUCAUAGCUAAAUUCUAUUAUAACAUGAUAUAUUUCAUUAUUUUAAUAUAUUAUAUUAUGCAUAUCAUUCCUUGUGUGGAAUCAAAUUAUUAGAUUUAGUUUUAAUUUCAUGUGAUUUGUAAGUUUGCUUUGGCGCACAACGCAUUUAGUUUUUAUGUCGGGGCCAUAUAACAGUGAUAUAAUAUUAAUUUACAGCUAUAACUCCACAAUAGCCUUGAGUAAGACGAAAAAGACGAGAUGGAAAAUAUAAUACAUUUUUUGUUUCAUUCCCAUCGCUACAGCAGUUGUAUAAGCGACUUCAUGUGCAAUAAAAAAUGUCGGUUUUUAUAAAGAGCUCCUCCCGAUAAAUCGGAGACUAUGUGUGAACCCUCUGUUUAAUGACUAUCUCGUCUCUUUGACCUUAUUUUAAGCGUUUCGGUAUAUCUGUAUUGUUCAUAACAUACUUAAUAAGCAUACAAAAGUAUUAGUAACAUGUAACAAACAUUUAUUUUAUUUGUACUUAUAUAUUUUUGUGUACGAAACAGUUUUAGCUAAGCAUUUUAUUUUUGUGUCUUAUUUACUAUAAUCCCCACAUUGGUCUCGAAAUUUUUAAGUUAUUGGCGAAAGCAUAGUUUGCCUUAUGUCAUUACUUCAAUGAUUCCUAAAAAAAAGUAUUAAAUUGGCGCAGUUAUUACAUCCUAACUAUAAGAAAUAUAAUUAUAAGCAAUUCAUAUUUUCAUUAUUUUUUUAUGGAUUUUUAUUUUCGACGUUUCGUUUGGAGUUUUUUUUAGUUUAAACAGUAUUGCUAUUGCAUAAUAUAGAAUCAAUCAUCAACAAUAUUUUCGUUUUAACUGUCAAGUAUAUUUUUACUUUAUAUUUAUGUGGUUAAAGACUAUAUUUACUUAACCAUAUUUAUCUUUUGUAGCCGUCUUCGUAAAUCUCAGUAGUUCUUUUUUGCUCAAUAUGUAGUUAAUUUUAAAUAGUCUUCUGUAAUAUUAUUAUUUCUUAUGGUCUUGUAUAAAUUGUAUUCAGAGUCAAUUUAAAACAAUUGACUCCACCAUUUCUGUUGGAAGAAGUGUAUUCACAUUAGAUUUUUAAAAUAUUGUUUGCUGAAAAGCCAGAAAAAGAAUGCUAAGAGAAUCGGCUUUAAAAUGCAGCUUUGGAAAAAUGAAGCUGCUCCCUUUUCUAAUAGUGCAAUUUCUUUUUUAGUCUUUUUCGAUGAAUAUUAAUAAAAAAAUAAUUAUUAUGCUGUAUUUACUAAAAUUUUUACUUUUCUAUAUUAAUAAAUAUUCCAUUUGUAGUGAUUGUGAUUUAAUAUAAAUUUAAUCGCUUUAUUAUUUGAUCUCUUGAAUUCAAAAAGUUUUAUACUAAAUUUAUCUUCUUCUUUUCGAUAUUGCAUUAAUUGUGCUUACUAUUUGCCACUCAGGCAAGAAUGUUGACGUUUUGGAAGUAAGACAUCACUACUUGCUGUGUAAUACACUGUUUCACUUCCACAAUGUCUUCACAGCUCAUAGAAAGGUAAUAGUCAAAGAAAACAUGGAAUUUUUCUAUCACGUUAAAAUUUUCUACAAUAUUGUAUGGUAUACUUAAUAUAAGAUCUUUAUAUGCAACCGAGCAAUGCAAUAUUAUAUACCAAAUAAUAGAAGUACACAAUAAUCAAAUUUCUACUCCAAUCUUGACAAAUAUCUGAAGUCUUUCCAAUAACCAAGUGAUAUUUUUCAUACAUACGCGCUAGUUUUUUAAUUAUAGCUCUUAAGUUCUAGGUGUUAAGGUUAACAUUUCCAACGAACAAUUUCAUACUGUUUACAUCUGUUUAUGUUUACUCGUAUAAUCGUCUCUUGUAUUGUUCUUCUUUAUAUAUUAACUAGUUUUUAAACUGUUGUCAUUUUUGUAUGGUUUUGAAGUCAUCAAUACUUUUUUGUAUCUUUUUUGUAUUAAACAAGCACCUUCAUCGGUUUUUAAACUUUUCUAAGAUUUUUACGCCUCAGUGCUUCCAUUUUUAAGGCUAUAGAAAACAAAUAUUAGUAGACUAUAAAUAAUUAUAAGAUAACUAUGCAUUCUCAUCAUUGCUAAGAACUGAUAUGAUCAAAAAAGUUAAAAUUGAUGACUUUAAUAACCCACACAGCACAAACUUCUUACACUAUACAGCAACUCUUGUUUAUACAAUUGUAUUAUCGUGUUAAUUUUAUACAUUUAUAUCAUAUACACUAAAGGGGAAGUUCACCUAACUGAUUUAUACGUUUCUACAUGUAACUAUCACGUUUUUAUUCAAUAUUGUUCUACAGUUGUUGGAACUCACCCUUAAAUAGGAGUUUUUGAACGUUUUAAUGUUUCUAUUAUAUAUAACGUACAACAAGUAUUGAGUUACCUAAGCUGAAUGAUUUUCGACUGAUAUUCUACUAGUUAUGGCAUGGUAAUGUGUGAUUAUUGUAUUCCUUUAUUUUAAUGUUACAUAUUUCUCAGUAGUUUAGUCGAUUCGUAUUUAAAUAUAAUUGUAGCGUAAUUAAUUAUAAUCGUACCAAAAAUUUCUUCAGCUAUUUUUAUAAAAUAAUUUAAUAUUACAUACGCAUUGGUAUUUAUUUUUAUUGCGUUAACGAUUGUACUGUUUGUGAAUUGAAUUGAAAUAUAAAUGAAUUACAUUGAUAGUGUUAGAUCGCCAAAAGAAAUUGUUCAGUACAAAGUGUAGUUAUGGUUGGAGCGUGAAGCGCUGACUAGUGAUGAUACCUAGACAUUUAUUAUCAAUUUAUAUGUAAAUGGGCGGAAUAAAUAUUUAGUUGGAUGCAUGAA
Molecule: messenger RNA, 9600 nt
Organism: Trichoplusia ni (cabbage looper)
Lineage: Eukaryota; Metazoa; Arthropoda; Insecta; Lepidoptera; Noctuidae
Gene: spg
Product: dedicator of cytokinesis protein 3
Exons: 35
Coding region: 162-5792 (1876 amino acids)
Biological process (GO): small GTPase-mediated signal transduction
Cellular component (GO): plasma membrane; cytoplasm
Molecular function (GO): guanyl-nucleotide exchange factor activity; small GTPase binding
Source: RefSeq, a predicted model, not a curated record